UUACUUACUACUACAAACUCGCACCUAUACAUCAAAUCCAUGUAAGCAGAACCCAUAGAUCCAUCUCUCUAUCUGCGGUAUGAAGUUGAACAUUGCCAACCCAGCCACUGGCUGUCAAAAAUUGAUUGAAAUCGAAGAUGAACGUCGUCUUCGUGGCUUCUAUGAUAAGCGUAUGGCCCAAGAAGUCUCUGGUGACUCUCUCGGUGACGAAUUCAAGGGUUACGUUUUCCGUAUCACUGGUGGUAACGACAAGCAAGGUUUCCCCAUGAAGCAAGGUGUUCUCUUGCCUCACCGUGUCAAGCUCUUGAUGUCCAAGGGUCACUCUUGCUACCGUCCUCGCCGUACCGGUGAACGUAAGAGAAAGUCUGUCCGUGGUUGUAUUGUUGGUUCUGACCUCUCUGUCUUGUCUCUCGUUGUCGUCAAGCAAGGUGAACAAGACAUUCCUGGUUUGACUGAUGCUACUGUUCCUAAGCGUUUGGGUCCUAAGCGUGCUUCCAAGAUCAGAAAGUUCUUUAACUUGAGCAAGGAAGAUGAUGUCCGCAAGUACGUUAUCCGUCGUGAAGUUCAACCCAAGGCUGAAGGUAAGAAGGCUUACACCAAGGCCCCCAAGAUCCAACGUCUUGUUACUCCUCUUACCCUUCAACGCAAGAGACACAGACAAGCUCUUAAGCGUAGAAGAGCCGAAGCUUCUCGUGAAGCUGAAGCUGAAUACAAGCAAUUGCUUGCUAAACGUGUCAAGGAAUCCAAGCAAGAAAAGAUUGAACGUCGUCGUACUUCUUCUAUGCAAAAGUCUGCUUCUGCUUAAAUAACACUCUCAAUCACUCGUCACUUUUUACCACUUUAUUAAAACAAAAAGUUUUGAAUAUCAUUGCAUUCGAAAGAAGAAGGUCUUUAUUUCAAGGGAAUGUAUACUUUAAUCUACGAUACGCUUCCAGUUUCAUAUGGAUCUUAUCAAUGCAUUGUAGUGCUUUGUUUUUUAACAGGGUUUGGCCACCUAAAUACAUUAGUGAUACAUAGAUACGAUAAGAUGUUCAUUUUACCUGCAGCAAUUGUCGUGUUCCAUUGAAGUUGUUCUUCAUUCAUAGGUGCCACUCGAGUAGCUAAUUCUUUGCUGAUAUUAAGUUUUAUAAAUGUAUUAUGUAGCUGGUUGAAUCCUUUGAGUUGCUAUAAGGUCAUGUUAGACUUUUGU
Messenger RNA from Gilbertella persicaria, 1189 nucleotides. RefSeq names its product 40S ribosomal protein S6-B. The record is from RefSeq and is a predicted model, not a curated record. Bases 80 to 805 code for a protein of 241 amino acids. The transcript has 4 exons. Gene Ontology annotation, cellular component: ribosome. NCBI's taxonomy places the organism in Eukaryota, Fungi, Mucoromycota, Mucoromycetes, Mucorales, Choanephoraceae. Gene Ontology annotation, molecular function: structural constituent of ribosome. Gene Ontology annotation, biological process: translation.